UGCCGGAGUGGCUCACUGGUCCUGAGGUGGGAAUCAGUUGCAGAAUGAACUGCAGGAGUGUGUGCUGUAACCGCUGGUCAUCUGAGGAGAGGCUAGAUGGGAAAACUGUCAUCAUCACCGGAGCCAACACUGGGAUUGGAAAGGAAACGACCAGGGACCUGGCGAGAAGAGGCGCACGCAUCAUCAUGGCGUGCAGAGACCUGGAGAGGGCAGAGGAGGCACGAACGGACAUUUUGGAAGACACAGAAAAUGAGAAUGUGGUCAUCAGGAAACUGGACCUCUCUGACACCAAGUCCAUUAGAUUGUUUGCUGAACUCAUCAACAAAGAGGAGAAACAAGUGAACAUCCUGAUAAACAAUGCAGGCGUCAUGAUGUGUCCCUACUCCAAGACUGUUGACGGGUUUGAAAUGCAGUUGGGUGUCAAUCAUUUGGGGCAUUUCCUGUUGACUUGCCUGCUAAUGGACCUCAUCAAGCGCUCAGCUCCUGCCCGUAUUGUCGUUGUGGCAUCGGUGGCCCACACUUGGACUGGAAUUCGACUCGAUGACAUCAACAGUGAGAGGAGCUACGAUACCAUGAGGGCCUACGGGCAGAGCAAACUGGCCAACGUCCUCUUUGCGCGCUCACUUGCCAAACGGUUACGAGGCACAGGGGUGAGCGUGUUCUCUCUGCACCCGGGGGUGGUGCAGUCCGACCUGUGGAGACACCAGCACCAAUGUAUCCAGGUGGCAGUGAAGAUCUUCAGGAUUUUCACAAAGACGACACUGGAGGGAGCACAGACCACCAUCUACUGUGCUGUGGAGCCAGGCCUGGACAGCCAGAGUGGAGGGUACUUCAGUGACUGUGCUCCUGCAAGGUGCUCAAGGGCGGCUUCUGAUGAAGACGUGGAUCAAAAACUGUGGGAGAUCAGCUGUAACAUGCUUGGCAUCACCUGGCAGUGAACAGUGUUCAAUUAACUGCGCAGUGAAAGGACAUCAUAUGCUAUGUAUCACCUGUUAAAGAGCAUUUUUACGCACUUUUAUAUAGGCAUUAAUGUUACUGUUACUGAUGUGAAACAGGUUAUUUUUAUAACUUAAAGUACAGAACAGUCCAAAAGUCAGAGCCCUUUUAUUUUGUAUAAACAUAAAAAUGUCAAUUUUUUGUGGUUGCAUUACAAACUGUCUUUUUACUGUACUUCAGUGACCCGUGUGGCCAUUCUACGUUUAGACCGUUUGUAUCUUGAAGUUGCUGCUUUAUCUUGUUAGCUUGUAAGAUGUUAAAAGGUGUUAGCCAGCCCUGGUCUUGCUUUGGAGGAAAUGUACUCUCUUACAUGCCGCAAACUUUGAAUUCCAGUGUGGUGGAACAACAGUUUUAGGCUCUGAUGAAAACAAUUUAGCUCUAAUCUGCAAUCCAAAAUUCCUUCUGUCAAAGUAACAUUUGAAAGAAAUACUGUACAUCGGAGCACACAUCCUGUAUAUUGGUUGAUAGUUAAAGCCCUUGACAGAUGACAGAUAUGAAGUGGGUUUUGUAGCAUUUAAAGUAUUAUACAUUUAACCGAAGAAGGAAACAACUUUUAAUUAUGUUAAUGUGACAAUAUGUACUGUAUGUAAAAAUUAAACUAGACUGGCAAACAUAUUGC
Messenger RNA from Cyclopterus lumpus (lumpfish), 1615 nucleotides. RefSeq lists its product as uncharacterized. Lineage: Eukaryota; Metazoa; Chordata; Actinopteri; Perciformes; Cyclopteridae. The transcript is spliced from 7 exons. The coding region runs from base 45 to 938 and encodes 297 amino acids. The record is from RefSeq and is a predicted model, not a curated record.